AUGUCCAAUUCCAAAUAACCGUUGGAAACAGAACAUGCAUAUAUAUAGUUAAUAGUCUUCUGAAUCUGAUAUCUUUCCUUACUUCCUCGUCAACAAUCAUUGUUCAUUCGGCGAAUUAUCCUAUUCAACCACUCAUUGCCUUUCGAUCUCUCUCUCUCUCCUGCGACACAACAUCUCAUUCUAAAUUCCCUUCAAUUUCAUCUCUCACACAUCCAUACCUCUUCAAACCAUAAAAAAAAAUUAAAAUAAUUCACCUUUUCGCGUUAAUAAGUCACUUCCCAAAUCGUCAAGGUGCUUCCUUUUCCUCACCUCUGAUUUCAUAUUUGCCUCAGAAACAUUUCCGCAACUGGGUUUUUCAAGAGCUCUCUAACGUGCGGAAUCCGAUUAAGAUCAUCUUUCUCUUAUUCUAUUGAUGGUGUGAUGAGUCUCAACUCUCUAGUAAGGAGCUUGUUGGAUUGAAAAAGGAACUUGUGUGGGUUAGCAGAUGGUUGGUUGUGAGGGACUGUGGGGGGUUCUUAUGAAGAGUUCUGGAACUACUGAGUUGAAUACCUUUUACCCCAUUAAAGCAGAAUGCCAAGCUGAUGUUCCAGCCACUCGAUUUAAACCAAGGGCUGGCAAAACUCUAAGUCAAAGAAGAUGGCAGGCAUCAUUCUCCCAAGAUGGUCACUUGGAUAUUGCAAAAGUGCUAAGACGAAUACAGAGAGGGGGUGUCCAUCCUUCAAUCAAGGGGGAAGUGUGGGAGUUCUUGCUAGGUUGCUAUGAUCCUAACAGUACACUUGAAGAACGGAAUGAGCUCAAGCAACGCAGGAGGGGGCAGUAUGAUAUGUGGAAAGCUGAAUGUCAAAAGAUGGUCCCAGUCAUUGGUAGUGGAAAAUUUAUUACAACACCCCUCAUUGAUGAUGAAGGCCAGCCAAUAGAUCCUUCUAUGGUAGGCGUCCAGACUUCAGAUAAGAAAGUUGUGCAGUGGAUGCAAUUAUUACAUCAGAUUGGUCUGGAUGUUCAUCGAACAGAUCGAGCACUUGAAUUUUAUGAGACUGAAGCUAAUCAAGCAAAACUCUUCGAUGUUCUAGCAGUUUAUGCUUGGUUGGACAAUGAUAUUGGUUAUGUACAAGGAAUGAAUGAUAUUUGCUCACCUUUGAUUAUUCUUGUUGAGAAUGAAGCAGAUUGCUACUGGUGCUUUGACCGUGCAAUGCGAAGGAUGAGAGAGAACUUCAGGUGCAGUGCAAGUUCAAUGGGUGUCCAAUCUCAGUUGGCUACACUCUCACAGAUAAUGAAAACAGUUGAUCCAAAGCUUCAUCAUCACCUUGAGGAUUUAGAUGGAGGAGAAUAUCUCUUUGCAUUUCGCAUGCUUAUGGUUCUUUUCCGAAGAGAAUUUUCUUUUGCAGAUACUUUGUAUCUUUGGGAGUUGAUGUGGGCCAUGGAAUACAACCCAUACAUCUUCACAAAAUAUGAGGAUCCAGAUCAUGCAAAAACAAAAGGCCCCUUGCCUCCAACAAACGACAAACAUUUGAAGCAAUAUGGAAAAUUUGAGAGAAAAAAUGUGAAGACUGGGCAUACAGAGGAAAAUAGUGCACUGUCUGUUUUUCUUGUUGCAAGUGUUCUUGAGAUCAAGAAUAGGCGGAUUUUAAAUGAGGCCAAGGGCGUGGACGAUGUUGUCAAGAUCUUGGGAGACAUAACCUCAAAUCUUGAUGCUAAAAAAGCACUUAAUGAAGCACUGAAAAUUCAGAAAAAAUACCUAAGCAAGGCCAAGAAGGGAUGACAAAGACAACAAUAGAUUUUCUGUAACUACAUGAUGGCAGCUGUGUUUGCAUGAUCUUCUGAGGUUUCAGUUGCUCUUGACAGACCAUUGUUUUCUUUCUUUCAUUCUUUUUUUUAGUCUCUUAGUGAUGGCAAGCAGUCCCUGCUCUGCCUGUGUUGAAAAUCAAAUUAUAAUCUUAUACAUGAAAAAAAAAAAUACUUCGUUAUUGAUGUCUGGAGAUCUAGAGAACCAGAAUACGUCAGCUUUCAUAUUGUAGAAUUAUUUUAUAGGUAAGAAAGAUCUUCUCUUCCUCAAUGAGGGACAUUUAUGCUAUCAAAUCAAAACUGAUAAAAUUGUAAAGUAUUUUUUUAA
Molecule: messenger RNA, 2110 nt
Organism: Glycine soja
Lineage: Eukaryota; Viridiplantae; Streptophyta; Magnoliopsida; Fabales; Fabaceae
Product: TBC1 domain family member 15-like
Exons: 12
Coding region: 485-1759 (424 amino acids)
Biological process (GO): activation of GTPase activity
Molecular function (GO): GTPase activator activity
Source: RefSeq, a predicted model, not a curated record